UAUAUAUUAAUGGAUUACUCUAUUAAUUUUACAUAUUUCACUCUGGGAGGACAUGUGGAUUUACAGCAUUACAAAUAUGUUUAUUUUAUGAUUACUCUGAAAGCCUACAUAAUGAUUGUCUGCUUUAAUACAGUUAUCAUUUCUGUUAUAUGCAGAAACAAAUGUCUUCAUGAGCCCAUGUACAUUUUCAUCGCUGCUUUGCUUUGUAAUUCUCUCUUUGGAUCAACAGCAUUUUAUCCUAAACUGCUCAUUGAUUUGUUGUCUGAAACACAAAUUGUGUCUCAUGAAGCUUGUGUAUUUCAAGCAUUUUGUAUGUACACAUAUGCUGUAUCAGAGUUUCUGCUGUUAUCAGCUAUGGCCUUUGACAGAUAUAUGUCCAUCUGUAAACCAUUACAUUAUGCAACUAUUGUAAAAAUGCACAUUGUCAGAAAACUCAUAUUUUUUUCAUGUUUUUUUUCUUGUUGUACAGUUGGUGUAGGAGCUUUACUAGCAUCCCAACAUCAACUGUGUAAAUUUAAAUUGAACAGACUAUACUGUGAUCUUUAUUCUAUUGUGAAAUUAGGUUGUACAAGACCAACUGUUUAUAAUCUUUAUGGACUUGUUAUUGCAAGCAUUGCUGUGUUUCCUCCUGUGAUCUUCAUAAUCUACUCAUAUAUCAGGAUACUCUCUGUGUGUUUAAAGAAUUCUAAAGAUUUUCGAAGAAAAGCUUUACAGACAUGUUUGCCACAUAUUCUCGUUUUCAUCAUUUUUUCAGUCAAUAUUUGUUUUGAAAUUAUAAAUCACAGACUAGAAUCAAAUCAAAUCCCCCACAUUAUUACCAUGAUCAUGUCUGUUAACUAUGCACUCAUUCCUCCUUUAUUCAAUCCCAUAAUAUAUGGAAUAAAAAUGCAGGGGAUUUUUGAUAGUAUUAGAAGGCUGAUUUCAUGGAAAAGGAGGACUCAGAUUUCUUUUUAG
Neoarius graeffei (lesser salmon catfish) is the source of this 954-nucleotide messenger RNA. Its product is annotated as putative gustatory receptor clone PTE03. Gene Ontology annotation, cellular component: membrane. The record is from RefSeq and is a predicted model, not a curated record. The coding region runs from base 10 to 954 and encodes 314 amino acids. Gene Ontology annotation, biological process: G protein-coupled receptor signaling pathway. NCBI's taxonomy places the organism in Eukaryota, Metazoa, Chordata, Actinopteri, Siluriformes, Ariidae. Gene Ontology annotation, molecular function: olfactory receptor activity; G protein-coupled receptor activity. The transcript has a single exon.